AAUAUCUUCAUCAAUUUAAUGAGUAACCAAACUACCAAUAAUUCUUCCAAUUCAACAACAACUUCAUACUCAACAAACUCCACUGAAACUUCUUCAAUUUAUUCCGCCUGUACAGAAAAUUUAACUCCUUGGACAACCAUUUUAACUCUUACUUUGCUUUAUUUUAUUGCUAUACUUUGGUUUUGCAAACACGGCAAAAAUGUUUGCCACCCAACUCCAGAUUCUAUUUUUCCAUAUAUUGAAAGGCUACGAUUUUUGAGGAGAGCCCUCGACGAUUUUCUCGUUGACGACAUAAAUAUUGAAUUGACUGAUAUAAAAUUAGGGCAGGGAGCAGUUGGCUUUGUUUUUAAAGGAUAUGUCGUUGCCAAGUCCCAGACGCGUUUUAGACAAAAAGUCUUCGCUGCAGUUAAAGUAAAUUAA
This is a messenger RNA of Meloidogyne enterolobii, 420 nucleotides long. NCBI's taxonomy places the organism in Eukaryota, Metazoa, Nematoda, Chromadorea, Rhabditida, Meloidogynidae. The record is from the annotation of a GenBank genome assembly.